Molecule: messenger RNA, 1615 nt
Organism: Blepharisma stoltei
Lineage: Eukaryota; Ciliophora; Heterotrichea; Heterotrichida; Blepharismidae
Source: the annotation of a GenBank genome assembly
AUGUCUGAAGGGAAAGACUCGCCUAGUAAGCUUGAGCAGCGAGCUAAAGAAUUCAUGCAGACAUUCAACCAAGAAGACAUCAAACGUCGUAAAGAAGAACAAACUGUAGAGCUGAGGAAAUCCAAAAGAGCUGACCAAGCCACAAAACGCAGAAAUUUCCAAUCGAAUGAUCAAGAGUGGGUCAAAGUAAAUGAAAAGUAUAAAAAAUAUUAUGUAUACCAAUUAUAUUAAAUAGCCUUUUUAUAUAAGUAGAAUUCCGAUUACACUAUGAAUUAAUAUACUUGCAGACCUCCCAGAGCUGCUCCAAGCAAUCCGAGCCACAGAUCCUGAGCGUCACCUAUUUGCAGCUCAAGGAUUACGAAAACUUCUGAGCAUAGAACAUCAGCCACCAAUCCAAGAAGUCAUCGAUGCAGGCGUCGUCCCAAUUCUUAUAGAAUGAAUUCAAAGGUUUGAGUUUCCUCAGCUUCAGUUUGAAUCGACCUGGGCACUGACAAACAUUGCAUCUGGAACACACCAACACUGCCAAGUCAUUGUAGAAAAAGGAGCCAUUCCUUUGCUUGUCAAACUUCUAGAAUCACCCAACGAAGAAGUCAGAGAGCAAGCUGUCUGGGCCAUUGGCAACAUCGGAGGUGACGCAGCCCAUUGCAGAGAUAUCAUUCUACAGCACAACGGGCUGCAAUUGUUGAUUAACUGCGUAGAAAACACAGCCAAGCCUUCAAUGAUCAAAAAUGGAAGCUGGGCUAUCAGCAACUUGUGCAGAGGCAAACCACCCCCAGCUUUUGAAAUGAUUAAAGACGCCAUUCCGAUUUUGGCAAAAGUAGUCAUGGAGCAUCAUGAUACGGAGCUUUUGACUGAUUGCUUGUGGGCAUUGUCACAUUUAUCAGAAGGAGGGGAAGAAAAGGUAGAAAUGGUAAUUGAUAGUGGAUGCAUACCAAGAGUGAUUCAGUUUUUGGGACAUCAUAUAUAUAACGUGCAGUUACCAGCAAUUAGGACGAUCGGGAAUGUAGUCACAGGAAAUGACAAGCAGACACAAAUUGUGCUUGGAAUGGGAGGAGCUGUAGCAUUAUCAAACUUAUUGAGCUCUCCUAAGAAAAAUAUCAGAAAAGAAGCUGUUUGGAGUAUCUCUAAUAUUUGUGCAGGGAGCAAGGAACAGCUAGAUGCUUUGGUUGCAGCUGAGGUGUUUGGAAAAAUUAUUAAUAUCGUGCAAAAAGAUGAAAAGGAAAUCAGAAAAGAAGCUGUUUGGGCACUUAGCAAUGCGGCAGCUGGAGGAAGAGCUGAUCACGUCGCACAUUUAGUACAGCAAGGAAUCAUCCCAGCGCUUUGCAAUUUGUUUACACUUCAAGAUGUGAAAAUUGUAAGUGUAGCGAUGGAAGGAAUUAACCGAAUUUUAAAGCAUGGACAAGAAAACUUCAAGACUGAACAAGGCACAAACCCGUUCGCAGACAUUGUGGAAGAGUGUGGAGGGUUAGACAAAUUAGAACAACUGCAAGGCCAUCCUAACACAAAUAUUUAUGAGAAGGCGAGAACGAUAAUUGAGAACUAUUUUGAAGUGGAGGAGGAUGAAAAUUCACAGCUUAUUCAGUUGAUAAAAGACAGUGUCCAGUUUACAUUUUAA